UUUGCGUUCUCUUUUUCUAUUUUCUAUAUUGUAUGUGGCACAUGCUGUAGAGUGUGUGCUGUAUUUCGUUAUUUGUUAUUUUGUAAAGUUUAACGGUUUUUAUAUCCAACUGCAAAAAAAAAUAAUAACAUUGCUUUGAUUAGAAAAAUUAAAAAUUAUCAUUUGUUCUAUUAAAUUUUGUAGCAAUUAAUUGCAAAGAAACAAAUAUCGUUUCUUUGUAUUCAAAAAUUUAACAUGAAAACUGAACACUCAACAAUUGUUUCAUCAACAACAUCAAAAUCAUUUGAGAAAAAAAGUACAAAAACAUUUGAAACAGCAGCAAGAGAUAAAGAAAAUCUUGUUAGAGUAAGCAGAGUAUUACGUUCAACGAGUGGCCCAUUAAAGGCCAUGUCAAAAGAAGAAAUGUCUGGACAAAUAAAAAUAGAAACUACAAAUGAAAAAACUAAAAAAAUAACAGAAGUUGGAAAAGUUAAUAAAAAAUCACCAGCUAAAAAAGUAUCACAAAAAUCAGCUAGUCAACGUGGCAAAAUAAAAAUUAAACAUGAUGAUUUAACAACCGAAGCUGAACCAAGUGAAAAUUAUUACAAAGUAUUAGCUGAAAAAAGAAGAAUAGCACUUGAUAAUGCACUUGAAGAAAAACAUAUAUUACAUGAUAAAAUUAAACAAUUAGAAGAAGAAAAUCGUUCUUACAAAGAAAUGUUGGAUGAAUCACGAGCACUUGUAGAAGUUCUUCAGGAAAUGCUUGGUGAGGAUCAACCUGACAUCAAUAAUUCCUUGGACGACAGUGUUCUUUAAAUCUUCAAAAAUAAUAUCUAUACUUAAUUUCAAUUAUUUAUUUUUCUUUUAAUAUUUACUAAACAUUUUAAUGAAAAAAAAAAAAUAAUAAAUCUAAGCAAAUAAUAAAAACGUAAAUAAACUUUUAUAUUGCUGAAAAUAAUCAGUGUAAAAUUGACGUCAUCAUCAAAUUAUUUUGACAUACGUGUUAUUAAAUUCUAACAAUAAAAUUAUAAAGUCAUUAGUCAACUAACAGUUCAUAAUACAAUAACAAAAAAAAAAUUC
Aphidius gifuensis is the source of this 1059-nucleotide messenger RNA. RefSeq lists its product as uncharacterized. Gene Ontology annotation, biological process: regulation of DNA replication. The transcript is spliced from 4 exons. Bases 235 to 795 code for a protein of 186 amino acids. The record is from RefSeq and is a predicted model, not a curated record. Lineage: Eukaryota; Metazoa; Arthropoda; Insecta; Hymenoptera; Braconidae.